GCUUCAUUUCAUCAUCCGAGCGACGAGCUGGGAUUCGGGGGGGAGGCUAGAACUGUAGAGACGGUUAGAAAGGUUAGCAACGGGGUAGGCUAAUAGGCUACAUUGCUGGCAUAUCAUCCAAGCUAGGCUAAUAGGCUACAAUUCUAGUAUAUCAUCCGAGCGACAAGCUAGGCUACACGGCUAGCCCGCUAGCUGCGUGCCCGCUGAGGCGGUGUUAAGUAUUAGCUUUUAUCUUGAGCCCCAGAGGCUAAAAUGGUGUUUUAAGGCGGUGAUGCGGCGACACUAAUGCGGCGGUAUGCACCAGGAAAAACAACCAGAUUUGCGCCAUACCAUCUUCACGACUGCCCAGCAGUUGUGCUCCAGCGCACGGGGUCUAGCGGUGAACCAGCCGGUUCCUCUGCUCCUCGACCGGAGGAAGCUAACGCUAACGGGUUAGCCUGGUUCUCUACACUAACGGUGUCAUCGCGUUUUUGUAACUCAUCGUAUCAUCGAUAUCACAAUGAAGCCUCAGGACCUCAUAGCCGGUAAAAGUAGCCUGUGGAUCUUCGGCUACGGUUCUCUGGUGUGGAAACCUGACUUUAAGUACAAGCGGAACCACGUCGGCUUCAUCCGCGGAUACAAGCGGCGCUUCUGGCACGGAGACACCUUCCACCGCGGAAGUGACGACAUGCCUGGAAGAGUGGUGACGCUCCUGGAGGAGGAUGACGCCUGCACCUGGGGCGUAGCCUUCGAGGUAACUGGCUCCCAGAUCGAGGAGUCCCUCGCUUACCUGAACAUACGUGAAGCCGUACGAGGAGGCUACGGCACCCGGAUGGUUGAUUUCAUCCCGCUUGAUGAGAACCAGCCCUCGGUCCAGGCUCUGGUUUACAUCGCUACAGAAGACAACCCGACCUACCUGGGUCCUGCGAGUGUAGAAGAGAUCGCCACUCAGAUCUUGGUGUGCAAGGGAAAAACAGGCUACAACAUUGAGUACCUGCUCCGUCUGGCCGAGUUCAUGAGGAAGAGCUGCCCGGGGGUCGACGACGCUCACCUGUUCUCCAUCGAGACGGCCUGUUUGAAUAUCUAUUUUGCGGCAAAAAAAAGUGUAAUCUCUUUAAACUAACUACCUGUAAAUCCAGUGAUGCUGCUCAUGCAUUUACCUCAUUGUGUUGUAAUGUGUAGCUUGUUUGCUUUACAGUUCAUUUCUCUCACUAAGUGACAGAUCAAACAUACAGAGCACUCCAAACACUCCACUCCAAAGCCGCAGUCAGUCGGCUCGUGAUGUACGACAAAAAUUCUUUUACUGUAAAUGGAAGUUCAUUCAUUAAAUAAGUGAUUUUAA
Messenger RNA from Tachysurus vachellii, 1321 nucleotides. It is a transcript of the gene chac1, whose product is annotated as ChaC, cation transport regulator homolog 1 (E. coli). NCBI's taxonomy places the organism in Eukaryota, Metazoa, Chordata, Actinopteri, Siluriformes, Bagridae. The transcript is spliced from 3 exons. The coding region runs from base 500 to 1102 and encodes 200 amino acids. Gene Ontology annotation, molecular function: gamma-glutamylcyclotransferase activity; glutathione specific gamma-glutamylcyclotransferase activity. The record is from RefSeq and is a predicted model, not a curated record. Gene Ontology annotation, biological process: glutathione catabolic process. Gene Ontology annotation, cellular component: cytoplasm.